Molecule: messenger RNA, 3189 nt
Organism: Drosophila subobscura
Lineage: Eukaryota; Metazoa; Arthropoda; Insecta; Diptera; Drosophilidae
Product: zinc finger protein 33A-like
Exons: 2
Coding region: 86-3058 (990 amino acids)
Biological process (GO): regulation of transcription by RNA polymerase II
Molecular function (GO): RNA polymerase II cis-regulatory region sequence-specific DNA binding; DNA-binding transcription factor activity
Source: RefSeq, a predicted model, not a curated record
AGGUGGCCCGCUGAUACAGAUUAAAAAGUGAAACCUGCGCUGAGCCCGAGCUAGGAAAGGGCUGUCCGACUCUGAGCGCAGGAGAAUGCGUCAGAUAUGCGGCACCGUUUACACCUGGAACUGUGCUGGGGAGCUGUAUGCCAUCGAGUGUGCCAUCUGCGAGGAGCGGCCCCUUUGCACACUAAGCGAGUUCACCUCUCAUAUGGAGAUCUGGCACUCUGGCUGGGGGGGCGAGGCGGCAGGAUCUUGCACGGAUGACGAGGCAACUGCAUAUGCAGAUUCAGGUGUAACUGCAGCCGCCGUAGAUGAGCUGAUGCAGGAGGUGCUGGCAGAGCAGCGUACCAGCGAGGCAGACAAUGAGUUAAAGCAGCAGCUGGUCCAGAAGUUGAAUGCCACGGAUCAGCCAGGGGUAGAGGCAGCAGUAGAACCAGCCGUUGUCAGGGAGCAAGUGAAAUUUGCCCUUGAGAAUCCCGCUCCCGCUCCCGCACCCGUGCCGGAAGGCCAGCGGCUGACCACUCAGCAUGUGAACCAGCUUAUCGAGCUGUACCGCGCGGAGCCUCGUCUCUGGAACCAAUCGCACUCGCAGUUCCACGAUACGGACCUGUGUCGCAAGUCCUGGCGUCGUAUAACGGACGCCUGGAGCGUGCACUGUGGGCGCCGCUUCACUGUCACCGACGUGCGCAUACGUGUCUCCACGCUAUGCCAGCGCUUCAUCAAGCAGCGCGAGCGCCUUGAAGCCGACGGUGAGCUCGACGACGCUGUCAAGUUUGUCCAUUACGACCAGCUGGGCUUCCUCUGCGAGCAACAGGCACUGCUCAAGCGGCAGCAGCACUUCGUUCGUGAGAACCGCAAGCUGAUCGAGCUCUAUGAGCAUUACCCGAUCUUUUGGCACAAUGCCCACAAGCGGCUGCGAUGUGCGGACACCGUGAGAGGGCGCCAUGAGGCGCUCCGCGAUCUGCAGCUGGCCCUGCGCCUGUCUGGUAUAAAUCUGUCCUCGUUGGUUAUUAAGCGGCGGUUGCAGUCUCUGCGGAAACGAUAUCGCCUGGAGAAGAUCCGCUACCUACACUGCGUGGUAGAGGGCAAGCAAGCGGAGUUUGUCGCCGGCUUCGAGCACUACGAGGAGAUGGAGUUCCUUCAUAAACACAUCGAUCCAUAUGUGUGCGCUGUCUGCGGCAAGAUCUUUGAGAAUUUGGCGAGUCACCAGGCGCACGUGCAAAGCAACUGCCAUAUACAGAUGGGAAUGGACUUUGGCCCAGAGAAAGAAGCUGCAGAGGGGGAGAACGAGAAGGUGGAGCAGUCGGAGCCUGUCCAGGGAAAGGAACAAGAAGUCGACUUCCAUAUUCUACAAGAUCUUCAGCACGAGGAGUACCCACAUCAGGUCGAACAGAACUUUCCGCAGGCAGAGAAUCUCCUCCCAGUAGAGGACCUUCACCCGACGAGAAACUUGCAGCAGCUGCCAGUCACGCCACAAGUGCAGGAGAAUAAAGAUAUCCAAAAGCUGGAAAACAUUCCUCAGAUGAUUGAACUUGUGGGGAAUCUCCGGGAGGCGCCGGCGGAUGAGCCUACAUCUAUCGAGGAGGAGACAGUAGGUUCUACGCCUGACCGUGAGCAGGAAAGGAUCAUUAUAUCCAGUCUGUCCAAGACCUGCUCUGCCUCCGAACUGGAAGCUUUGCCAUCCGUGGGGCCAUCCGUGUUGGAGCAAAAAGAGAGCUCGGCCGUCCGCCUGAGCCGGCAGCAGACACUUAAGCUGAUCAAACUGUACCAAGCGAACGUGUGCCUGUGGGAUCCCAACCACCUGGACUACCACACGCGCAAGCACCGCCGCCUUGCUUGGCAGAGAGUCACAGACGAGUUAAACAGGAGCGAGUGCACAGGCCCGGGCCAGAGAUACAGCUGGCAGAUGCUGCACAGAAAGAUCACGGACUACACGAAGUAUUACCGCCGGGAGCGUCAGAGGGAUCAGGAAAAUAAGCUCGGGGAGGAGACCGCCAGGUGGAACUUCUACGAAGAAUUCCGUUUCCUGGAUGACGUGCUUCCCAUCAGCUCUGAAAUACAGAAGACCCUAAGCCAGCGGGAUAGCACCCUCAAGAUCAUUGCCGUAUACCAAAGCUAUGCCCAGCUCUGGUGCACCGAUCACCCCGACUACACGAAGCGGCGGCAGCGCCAGCGGCAGCUGGAGUCACUCUGCACGCGACUGCAGGAGGAGAGCAACCUGCAGAUUACGGUGGAGAGACUCAAGGGCCGGCUUAUCGAGUUCCGCUGUCAGUAUCGGCAGUGCAAGGAAGCGCGGAUUGCGGCCCUUAAGAAAGCCGAAACCUGGAAUCCCGAGUACGAGUACUACGAGCAGCUCCGUUUCCUCGAGCUUCACGUGUCGCCCUUCGUUUGCCCCCGCUGCACGGCCUCAUUCAAGCGACGCACAGACUUCUUGCAGCACGAGCGAAACGUUCACCUGGAUCAGGAAAAGGCCCUGAACGGAGAAUACGGAUUCGUGAGGCGACGCAGAUGUCGUACAGACAAAGACAGCCCCAAUGACCUAGCCAACGUCUGCCACAUUUGCGGCCUAAAGUUCUCGCUGCGCAACAGUCUGCUGGCUCACCUGCGACGGCAUCUCGGCCAGCGUACUCACAUUUGCCCGGAGUGUCCCAAGAAGUUCUUCAACUCUACGGCCCUUCGCGUUCACCAGCGCAGCCACAGCAAGGAGCUGCCUUAUGUGUGCGAGCACUGCGCCCGGGGCUUCGUCAACGCCAGCAAGCUUAACCAGCACGUGAAGCGCCACCGCAACCAGCGCGACUUCCCCUGCAACCGCUGCGACAAGGCGUUCUACACUGCCCACGAACGUGAUCGGCAUAUUCGCGCCCACCUCAACAUACGCGACAAGGUCUGCCCCCACUGCUCGCGCGCCUUUGUCGUGGGCAGCGCUUACUAUUCCCACCUUAACCUCCACCGCAGCGAGAAGCGAUAUUCCUGCGCCAACUGCGGUCGCCGUUUCGCGCAGUACGCCGGCCUGUACAAGCACCGCCGACGCUGUGUUCCUACUAAUGUGCAGGCAGAGCAUUAAUCAGGGAACAGGGAUCAGUCCUACGCCUUCGACGUGGUCGUUCAUUCCUCCUCGGGAUGUACCCAAAAGAACGCCGAUCGCUGAUCAUUAAAAUCCAGUUGGCUUAUUAGAUAUUUUCUGCACCUAGCUUA